CCGCCGCUCACAUCCACGUGUUCCGGACGGACUGUGGUGGUGAUGAUGGCGCAGAGUGCGGAGCCGCGGAGCUCCGGGGGCCCCCUGAUCUCCCUGGACCCCAAACUGCAGGAGGAGUUCACGAAGAAAGUGCAGCGAGUCCGCAAUAAACAGCAGGCGGAGACCCUCACCCCCGGCGUCCUGUACCUCGGACACAUUCCCCGCGCUUUGGCUGAACCACAACUGAAUGAAUAUUUCAGCCAAUUUGGAACAAUCUCCCGACUCCGGUUGUCCAGGAGCAAGAAGACAGGGGGCAGUAAAGGUUACGCUUAUGUGGAGUUUGAAUGUGAUGAAGUUGCUCGGAUUGUGGCGGACACGAUGAAUAAUUAUCUGUUCUGUGAGCGGCUCCUGAAGUGUGAAUUGCUGCCCCCGGAGAAGGUCCCCCCCAAGCUCUUUGUCGGCUGUGACUCCAUAUUCAAGAAGCCGUCUCAGCCGGCGGUGAGGAGAUACAACAUGAAGCGGAGCGUGACGCAGGAGAAGAAAAUGACGACGAAACUCCUGGAGAAAGAGAAGAAACUGCGGAAACGCCUGGCGGAGAAAGGCAUCGACUACGACUUUCCCGGAUUUGCUGCCAAGAGGAAGGUACAGAGACCGUCCGCGGCUGACGCCGACACCUCCGUGAGCAGUCAGGACGUGACCCCGGUGUGCACCCCGGCCGUGCUGGCGAGGAGGAAGUCUGCCCGUCUGGAAGCUGAGGAGGACAGCGACGACGACGAGAUCACGCUGAAGUUACCCAGCGCCAAAACCUCGGAGAAACGAACAAAGCUCGUCAGGACCGAGAAGAGGAAGAAGAUCAGGAAACUGAAGUUCCAGACAGAUUAAUAAAGACUGGCGGCCGCAGGAACUAGAGAGCAGCGGCCAGAAGAAAACCCCGCGAGGAGGGCGCCUCUCCUGUGUACGAUGUCCCCGGAGCCUCAGCGGGCACAGAUGGCAGCAGAACAAGGACUCCGUUAAGAGUCUGCUCAGCCGCUUGGACCUUACGCCCCCAUUUUUCUUGGUGUCGCCCACAUGUUUGUUUUCACUGAUGGUCGGGACUUACCUCGCGGCGUCUUUUAAAAAAUGAUGUGGAUUUUUGUCACUAAUAAACCAGGAUGGUUGUCUCUUUCUGUA
This is a messenger RNA of Bufo gargarizans (Asiatic toad), 1149 nucleotides long. RefSeq names its product nucleolar protein interacting with the FHA domain of MKI67 (gene NIFK). The record is from RefSeq and is a predicted model, not a curated record. Lineage: Eukaryota; Metazoa; Chordata; Amphibia; Anura; Bufonidae. Bases 43 to 861 code for a protein of 272 amino acids. Gene Ontology annotation, molecular function: RNA binding. Gene Ontology annotation, cellular component: nucleolus. Gene Ontology annotation, biological process: maturation of LSU-rRNA from tricistronic rRNA transcript (SSU-rRNA, 5.8S rRNA, LSU-rRNA). The transcript has 6 exons.